AUGCUUUUGAUCCUAGACGGUCACUCCACUCACACGAAAAACAUUCAAGCCAUAAGACUUGCAAGAGAAUACGGAAUUAUAAUGUUAUCCCUCCCGGCACACACCACGUACCGACUUCAACCUUUGGACAAAUCGUUUUUUAAAUCUUUAAAGCACCACUUUAAUGACGCGUCAGAGGCAUGGAUGCGCACACAUCCGGGCAGCGUUAUAAAACAGACAGAUAUUGCUGAACUGUUAGGCGUAGCGUAUCUCAGAGCAGCUUCUAUGGCUCCAGUACUGCAUGGAUUUGAAGCUUGUGGUUUGUGGCCACCUGAUCGUCAUAAGAUCAGAGAAGACGAUUAUGUUGCAAUGGAUAUAAGUUUAGAGGAGGACGAUAGAAGCACUUUGGAAGGAAGUAAUGAUGAAACUGGCACUUUAACACACAAAAUCAUUAUCAAACAUGAAAGAUCCUCAGAAAAUAGGAUAAUGGAAGCUACCAUAGGACAAAUGUACCCAUUUGAUGAUCCACAGCCAUCUACAAGCAGUGGUGGAAUAACAGAAUCCAAAUUUUUAAAUCUCAAAGACAUUGAAGAUUCAUCAGUGAGUGUUUUCGUAGAUAAAAAAAUGUCCUUAAAAGAGAUCGUUAGCUCUGCUCAUAAAAUAGGAAAACUUGCCCCAAGGGCGUUUAAGCCUGAAGCAGAUAUUCCGUGGGAAAUGCUGAUGUGUUGUAGGAUGUGA
Acanthoscelides obtectus is the source of this 717-nucleotide messenger RNA. Lineage: Eukaryota; Metazoa; Arthropoda; Insecta; Coleoptera; Chrysomelidae. The record is from the annotation of a GenBank genome assembly.